GCAGACUUUUUUUUUUUUUCUCCGUCCGUUGGCUUUUAUUCUGGAACGUGUCACUUCCUUGUUGUUAUUUGUAUCACUGCUGACAUGUCUAACAAAUGUGUCGUGUUCUGUGUUUUACUCGCAGGAUUUUGCUUCAUUUCAUGGAAACACUCGUUGAUUGGUGUUAAAGAUGCUCUGAAGUUGGCUGGACGCGGGUUCAUAUUCCUGGGCAUCUGCACAUGGCUGAUUUACAUGUUCCCGAGGCUGAAAUAUUUCUUCUUUCCAGUGUGUCAAGAGCUCCCAGACAGCCCCCUGCUUGAAUCCAACAGACAGAAACAAGAGCAAGUUAGACGAGUUCAACAACAUCAACACAAUGACAAGACAUCUGACUAUGCUGAAAGUGUGAUAAAGCCGAGGCAGAAUGUGUUACUCCAGCAGAGAAUGGAACGAUACCAUCGGAUGACGGGAGAGACUUGGAAACUGAGCCAGGGUUUUCCUGUCGGGGGGGAAGAGGACCAGGUGUGUGGUGAUGCUGGUGUAGACGAGAAUCCUAAUCAGGGAGCCAGAAGGAGACGCAAGCUUCUUCAGACUGUUACCCAAGAUCCUGUCCAACAGGAAGUGCCCAAGCAGAAGAAGGUCAUAGUUUUGCCUGAUGAGCCAUCAGCGGAUACUGAGGGGGUUGUAAAAAUAGCUCUAAGAUGUCCAAGUGGAAGAACAAUCUGCAGGAGAUUCCUCAAAACCUGGAGUUCUCUGCUGCUUCUUGACUGGAUGAUGAAGGCAGGAUACCAUCCUGCUCUCUACACGCUGUGUACAUCCUACCCCAGGACAGUGCUGAUCGCCGCUGCAGACGUGAGCCUGGAGGAGGCUGGCAUUCUCACUAACACUGUGCUUAAUGUGGAGGAGAAAGAACCUUCCAUUACCUAAGAGCACUUCUGUUUCUGAAAAGCUUUUAUUGGACUGAAUGGAGCUGGUUAUGGAUAUCAAUGUCAGUGCUGUAAUAUCAUGCACCAAUUAACAGGACUUUAUUCUUUACGUGUGGCAUAAUUGGGAUACAUUUCAGUGCAACUGCUUUUCGUUUGCUGAUCUUAGAUUUUCUAAUCAACCUUUUCAAUUAUUUUGUUAAGUCAGCAUAAAAAUAAAAGCUAGUCCAACCAGUGUUGGGAGUAAUGAGUUA
This is a messenger RNA of Cyprinus carpio (common carp), 1153 nucleotides long. RefSeq names its product UBX domain protein 8 (gene ubxn8). Lineage: Eukaryota; Metazoa; Chordata; Actinopteri; Cypriniformes; Cyprinidae. Gene Ontology annotation, molecular function: ubiquitin binding. Gene Ontology annotation, cellular component: nucleus; endoplasmic reticulum. The record is from RefSeq and is a predicted model, not a curated record.